AUGAAAGAACCACAGCUCCCCCCAGCAGACAUCCCCGUCAACUCAAUCAGCUCCUCGGCCUCUUCCACGCCUCAACAACUCCGCUUCCUCGUCAUCGGCGCCGGUUCUCGCGGUAAUGCCUACGCCGUCGCCGUGACAAAGGUCACACCGGGAACAAUCCACGCCGUCGCCGAGCCACACCCCUUUAAGCGGCGCGAGUUCGGCCGGAACUACAUCUGGGGACAGGGAUCAGCUCAGGAGGGCCAAGAAUUCACCGACUGGCGCGAGUGGAUACGAUGGGAAACCGAACGGCGACGCGCAGAUAAAGGCCAGGAUGGCGCCGCAGGGAUAACGGGCGCAGGACCCGUUGGAGUCGACGGUGUAUUCAUCUGCACGCUGGACGAGACACACAUCGAGGUGAUCAAGGCAAUCGCUCCGCUCAAUCUACAUAUCCUAUGCGAGAAGCCGCUCGCCCUCUCGCUGAACGACUGCCUUACCGUAUACCGCACGCUUCAGCCACCAGAGGGCGCAGACCAACGCCCACGAGCCCAGUCAAAGAUCUUCUCCAUCGGCCAUGUACUACGAUACAGUCCACACAACAUUCUCCUACGCAAACUCCUCCUUGCGGAACGGGUUAUCGGCGACAUCGUCUCACUGGAACACACCGAGCCCGUAGGCUGGUGGCACUUCUCGCACAGCUACGUGCGCGGGAACUGGCGGCGUGCCACAGCCGCCGGCGACGGAUCCCUCCUAACAAAGUCAUGCCAUGACAUCGACUUCAUCCUCUGGCUUCUCUGCUCGCCCCCUUCACUCGAGAACGCCGUUGCAUCGGGCCACGAGCCUCACUUCCCGCGCAGCAUCUCGUCGGCGGGGUACAUGACGCAGUUCAGACGAUCGCGCAAACCUGCCGCUGCGAAGGAUGCUACGAAUUGUCUCUCUUGUCCGGCUGAGCGGGAUUGCAGCUACAGUGCCCUGCGCAUCUAUAAUGAUCGCCACCUGGCGAAGGGGCAUGCGAGUUGGCCUGUUGAUAUCGUCUGUCCCGAUAUCGAAGACGUGUAUAAGACACAAGGCACGGCAGCGGCAGAGUCGCAUCUUCUUUCACGGCUGCGGGAGGAUUACGAGGUUGGCAAGGAUGCAGAUGCGGAUAUUGCCUCGCGGCCCUGGUACGGCCGGUGUGUCUACGAAGCAGAUAACAACGUUUGCGACGACCAAGUCGUGACAUUUGCAUGGGAUGAUGAGGAGAGCGAGCCCCGCCGGCUCGCGAAAACGGCUACCUUCCAUAUGAUUGCGCCGACGGAGAAACAGUGCGAGCGGCGCGGCCGUGUGUACGGGACCACGGGAGAGAUUGAAUACGAUAGCCGAACGAUCUCGAUCUAUGAUUUUGCUACAGCCAAAACUCAUGUUAUUGAUGUGCCCCCUCCGCCGCCGAAUCAAAAGGAGUCUCAUGGUGGUGGUGACUAUGGUCUGGCGAGACAGUAUGUCAGUGCUGUUGAUGCGGUGGUGAAUGGGGGCUUGGAUGUUGAGACGGCGCAGGCGAGAUUCGUUGGGUGUACUUUGGAAGAAGCGGUGCGAAGCCAUGCGGUUGUGUUUGCGGCCGAGGAGGCUAGGCGCGAGGAGAGGGUUGUGCAGUGGAAGGAAUGGUGGAAUGAGAAGCUCAAGACUUCGGCUGCGGCUUGGGCUGCGUGA
Penicillium cinerascens is the source of this 1665-nucleotide messenger RNA. RefSeq names its product Gfo/Idh/MocA family protein. Bases 1 to 1665 code for a protein of 554 amino acids. Gene Ontology annotation, molecular function: nucleotide binding. Lineage: Eukaryota; Fungi; Ascomycota; Eurotiomycetes; Eurotiales; Aspergillaceae. The record is from RefSeq and is a predicted model, not a curated record. The transcript has a single exon.